Messenger RNA from Striga hermonthica, 1707 nucleotides. The record is from the annotation of a GenBank genome assembly. Lineage: Eukaryota; Viridiplantae; Streptophyta; Magnoliopsida; Lamiales; Orobanchaceae.
AUGCACCAGAUAAGUAUCUGCCCUGCAUGCUCUAACCUCCGUCUUUCCAGUCUUGCAGCUAUUGCAAGGAAGAGACCUGUCUAUUAUAAAUCUGUCCUUGCUGUACUGCUUGAUUUCGGUCCAAAUUUGGAGACUGCAAAGGGUCGCCAUACUGUCAGCAUACAGUAUUCCUUGAGAAGUGCUUUGUUGGGAUUUCUGAGGUGUACUCAUCCUGUCAUUGCAGAGCCGAGAGAGAGAUUGAUCAAGGAAUUGCGAGCAAUGAAUGCCGGAGAUGCUGCUGACCAAGUUAUUCGACAAAGAGAUAAAAUGAUCAGAACAAACGACCGUGUUUCUCGGGAUCAUCAAUUCAAUAGGGAAGAGCAGCUGUCCAGUCAAUUGCAUAUUUCAGGGGACAUAACAAAGAAAAGGUUGGCCCCAUCAGACAAUGAUGAUCAACUCAAUAGCUUUGACUCCACUUCCAAGAGAUAUCGUGCGGGUCCUCUCAACAAUACAACCACCAUUGGUGAUAGCAAUGGUGCUGGUCAUGUAAAUGGCAUAUCUCCUAAGCUCCCUGAAGACCUUAGUCCUGUCGAGCAGAUGAUUGCUAUGAUUGGUGCUUUAAUAGCCGAAGGAGAAAGAGGGGUGGAGUCUCUUGAAAUUUUGAUAUCCAACAUACAUGCGGAUUUACUUGCUGAUAUUGUUAUAACGAAUAUGAAGCACUUGCCCAAGGACUCACUCCCUUCCACGAGAUACAGUAACACAUCUGUUAAUCAUCGUAGUGAUUCUUCUAAUAAUCCAGUCCAGGUGGGGGCUUCAAAUGGUUUUGCAACUUCUGCAGAGACAUUGGACCUUUCAGCUCAAGUACCUGCAUCCUUGUCGAACAUUGCUGGUUUGCCGUUUCCUGACAUGUCCUCUUCCAUCACUCCCUCUAUGGACUCCAAACGUGAUCCACGAAGGGAUCCUCGUCGACAUGAUCCUAGGCGCGUGGCAGUCCCUGCUGAUGUGCCACCACCGACAUCUACUGUAGAAGAUAAUGUUAUUUCUGUCCAACAUGUAGCUUUACAAUCCAACGUCAAUUCUUCCAGCCCUACCCUUCCAUCAGUAUUACCACCACUGCAGUCUAUCUCUGAAAGUGCCUCUCAGCUUUCGGUGCCUGCAACACAGACUGAAAUAGUUCCAUCAGUAUCGCCUAUACAGGAGGUCGAACUGUCAGGUCAAAUACAUGAACUCCCGAAUGUAGAAGCCGAUGACGUUCUAGCUUCAGAAAGGGAAACAAAUAAUACUAUGCAUUUUUCACCUUCGCCUGUAAGCAUAGUUGAGGACACAGUUGCGCCUGCGUCAGUCAAUAUUGCGGUGCUUGACGAAGUCUAUUCCUCAUCAUCUCAAGAGGGGGACCAACUUUCGCCAGAUAUUUCUAAUUCUGAAACAACUGAGAGUGUAUCAGUAGAGUUGCCAGUGCUUCCGCAGUACAUUGAUCUCAAUGUAGACAAUCAAAGAAGUUUGAGGAAAGGGGCACUUGAACGGUUAUUCACUUUGUACCAGAAUUUUCAAAGGACGGAUUUUAAGGAAACUCAAAUUGCAUUGGUUGCCAGAUUGUUUGCACAGGUAGAACUAGAGAUCCCCGUGGAUAAUUUUACUUUGAGCAAAAUUGCUUUUUCUCUUCUAGUAAUUCAGGCUGUGUUGAUUCCAAAUCCCAGAGGGCAUUUUUUCGAUUUUCCAGAUUGCUGA